AUGGCGACAACCACCAUGACGACCACCAUCCGGAAGAAGGAUGCAGGUCUUGCGCCGGAGAGCGAGCGCUUCCUUCGCUGCUGUGCCGAUGUAGCGAGCGCUCUUAUUGAAGACUAUGAAUCGACCAAGGACCCGAAAAAGCCCAAGAAGGACAUCAACCUCAACAGUCUGCGAUCAAAGCUCGCCAGGAAGCACAAGCUUGCCAGUCUACCGCCAUUGACGGCCAUUAUCGCCGCCGUUCCCGAGCACUAUAAGAAAUACAUCCUGCCAAAGCUGAUCGCCAAGCCGGUCCGAUCAUCCUCUGGAAUCGCCGUCGUGGCUGUCAUGUGCAAGCCGCAUCGUUGCCCCCACAUCGCCUACACCGGAAACAUUUGCGUGUACUGUCCUGGUGGCCCCGAUUCCGAUUUCGAGUACAGCACACAGUCAUACACUGGAUAUGAGCCGACGUCGAUGCGAGCUAUUCGCGCCCGAUACGACCCCUUUGAACAAGCUCGUGGUCGCGUGGACCAGUUGAAGUCCUUGGGACACUCGGUCGACAAGGUCGAAUACAUUAUCAUGGGCGGUACUUUCAUGUCGUUGGCACCGUCUUACCGUGAAGAAUUCAUCGCUCAACUACAUAACGCUUUGAGUGGCUACCAAACAACCAAUGUUGAUGAGGCGGUGGAGGCGGGCGAGAUGAGUAACAGCAAAUGUGUGGGCAUCACCAUUGAGACGAGGCCAGACUACUGCCUGCAACCGCAUCUGUCAGAUAUGCUGCGCUACGGUUGUACGAGACUCGAAAUUGGCGUGCAGUCACUGUACGAGGAUGUGGCAAGAGAUUCAAACCGAGGCCACACUGUUGCGUCUGUCGCCGAAACUUUCUGCCUGGCAAAGGAUGCUGGAUACAAGGUGGUCUCGCACAUGAUGCCGGACCUGCCCAAUGUGGGUAUGGAACGCGAUAUCGACCAGUUCAAAGAAUAUUUUGAAAACCCUGCGUUCCGAACAGACGGAUUGAAAAUUUACCCAACCCUGGUCAUUCGUGGUACGGGUCUCUAUGAAUUAUGGCGCACAGGACGGUAUCAGAAUUAUACGCCAAAUGCUCUGAUAGACCUCGUGGCAAGAAUCCUGGCUCUGGUACCACCGUGGACUCGCAUCUACCGUGUGCAGAGAGAUAUUCCCAUGCCCCUUGUGACAUCAGGUGUCGAAAACGGAAACCUCAGAGAGCUCGCCCUAGCUCGUAUGAAGGACUUUGGCACCACGUGUCGCGAUGUGCGAACCCGCGAAGUUGGUAUUAACGAGGUCAAGCACAAUAUCAGACCUAAUCAGAUUGAACUCAUCCGCCGCGACUACACUGCUAAUGGAGGAUGGGAGACCUUCCUAGCAUACGAAGACCCGAAGCAGGACAUCUUGGUAGCGCUGUUGCGCCUGCGCAAGUGUACCGAGAAGUACACGUAUCGGGAGGAACUUACGGGUCAACAGACCAGUAUGGUGCGCGAGCUCCACGUAUAUGGCACAGCUGUGCCAGUACAUGCUCGUGACCCCAAGAAAUUCCAGCACCAGGGCUUCGGUACUCUGCUCAUGGAAGAAGCUGAGCGCAUCGCUAGAGACGAGCAUGGUAGCGAAAAGAUCAGCGUCAUCAGCGGAGUAGGUGUUCGAAGUUACUACAAGAAGCUCGGCUACUGGCUUGAUGGUCCUUAUAUGAGCAAAUGGCUUGACGGACGCAAGCAAGAAGAAGCUUGA
Pestalotiopsis fici W106-1 is the source of this 1719-nucleotide messenger RNA. RefSeq names its product Elongator complex protein 3. The transcript has a single exon. The record is from RefSeq and is a predicted model, not a curated record. Gene Ontology annotation, molecular function: iron-sulfur cluster binding; acyltransferase activity, transferring groups other than amino-acyl groups. Gene Ontology annotation, biological process: tRNA wobble base 5-methoxycarbonylmethyl-2-thiouridinylation. Bases 1 to 1719 code for a protein of 572 amino acids. Gene Ontology annotation, cellular component: nucleus; elongator holoenzyme complex; cytoplasm. Lineage: Eukaryota; Fungi; Ascomycota; Sordariomycetes; Amphisphaeriales; Sporocadaceae.